This is a messenger RNA of Cladocopium goreaui, 636 nucleotides long. Lineage: Eukaryota; Dinophyceae; Suessiales; Symbiodiniaceae. The record is from the annotation of a GenBank genome assembly.
CCAGUUUGGAUCUCGGCGCCAUGGGCAGCUUCCCGUCACACUUGCCGGCCAGCAACCAGCUGUCUCCAGAUGAAGAAAAAAAUUACCUGAGCAAGGUCUACUCUCAGCUACGGCAGGCGGACUGGCAACAUCGCCCUGCGCCGCAGCCGGCAUUGCUGUGCGACUGGGGGCUCUAUGUGGGCGGCUUGAACGAAGCGUCCGAUGCGGCGCUGAUGCAGGAUUUGGACAUCAGAGCCAUUGUCAACACGGCAAGUUCGAUGUGCAUUUACACCCCGCGUGGUGCAGUACCGCCCUCCGAGAUGCGCUUGUUGCAUAUUGACGCGGACGACAGUGACUACCCUUUGCUGGAGAAACACUUUGAGGCUUUUGAGCACUUCGUGUCCGAGGCCAAAGCGAAUGGUUGGAAGACCUUGGUGCAUUGUCAGGCUGGAAUGAAUCGAAGUACAGGCCUUUGUGUGGCGUAUUUGAUCCACUCAGAGCAUUUGAGAUUGAUGGAGGCGAUCCACCUGGUCGUUGAAAGACGCGGCCUUGUCUUGACGAACCCCAGCUUUGUGAAGCAACUCGUGCGGUUGGCACACAAAGAACAUCUCUUGGACUGAGAGAAUCACUGGAUCACUUCCCUCUGGGGAGAUGGCU